UCAGGAGUCUGGUUUUGGGGUUGGAAUAAUCAAUACGGAGUUUACCCACAUGAAUGUAUCCAGCGUCCAGUGGCAGUGGUAACUAAAAAGUGGACUAGUUUGUUUUAAUUUAGAGUCUGUGCACAUUUGUAUCUCAUCUGUCCAGACACGAUGCAUCCGCUGCUGUAUUUAGGAGGCUUGGUCGUUAUGUUCCUGCUGUGGAUCAAAGUCAAAGGUCUAGAUUACGUGAUCGUUCACCAGAGGUGGAUAUUUGUAUGUUUGUUCCUGCUGCCGCUCUCCGUCAUAUUUGAUGUGUAUUAUUAUGUGCGGGCAUGGCUCAUUUUCAAGAUGUGCUCUGCGCCCAAACUGCACGACCAGCGCGUGCGAGACAUCCAGCGACAGGUGCGUGAGUGGAGUAAGGAGGGGGGUAAGACCUACAUGUGCACGGGUCGACCUGGCUGGCUCACUGUGUCUCUCAGAGUGGGGAAAUACAAGAAAACCCACAAAAACAUCAUGAUCAAUAUGAUGGACAUUCUGGAGGUGGACACAAAGAGGCAGGUGGUGAGAGUUGAGCCACUAGCCAACAUGGGUCAGGUGACUGCUCUCCUCAAUUCUAUUGGCUGGACUCUGCCAGUGCUGCCUGAGCUGGAUGACCUCACUGUGGGUGGUUUGGUGAUGGGUACAGGCAUUGAGUCGUCCUCUCAUAUUUAUGGGUUGUUUCAGCACAUCUGUAUCGCAUAUGAACUGGUCCUGGCUGAUGGCAGUUUAGUACGCUGCACUGAGGAAGAAAACUCAGACCUGUUCCACGCUGUCCCAUGGUCCUGUGGCACUCUGGGAUUCCUGGUUGCAGCUGAGAUUAAAAUAGUCCCCGCUAAACCGUGGGUGAAGCUGCACUAUGAGCCCGUGAGAGGCCUGCAGAACAUCUGUAAACGCUUCACUGAGGCCUCAGAGAACAAGCAGAACACAUUUGUUGAGGGCAUCCAGUACAGUCUGGACACCGCUGUCAUCAUGACGGGAACCAUGACUGACCACGCAGAGCCUGAUAAGAUCAAUAGAAUAGGCCUGCACUUUAAACCCUGGUUCUUUAAACACGUGGAGGGCUACCUUAAAGGAGACAACACUGGAGUAGAGUACAUUCCUCUGAGGCAAUACUACCACAGACACACACGCAGCAUCUUCUGGGAGCUUCAGGACAUCAUCCCAUUCGGCAACAACCCAGUGUUCCGCUGGCUUUUUGGAUGGAUGGUUCCUCCUAAGAUCUCUCUGUUGAAGCUCACACAGGGAGAAACCAUCAGACGGCUUUAUGAACAGCACCACGUGGUCCAGGACAUGCUGAUACCCAUGAAGCAUCUGCAGGCUGCCAUCACACGCUUCCACCAGGACAUCGAUGUUUACCCACUGUGGUUGUGCCCAUUCCUGCUCCCACCAGGCAGGGGGAUGGUUCAUCCUAAAGGUCAAGAGGAUGAGCUGUAUGUGGAUAUUGGGGCUUAUGGAGAGCCCAAAGUCAAACACUUUGAGGCUAAAGCAUCAACACGUCAGCUGGAGAAGUUUGUCAGAGAUGUGCAUGGAUUCCAGAUGCUGUAUGCCGAUGUGUACAUGGACCGAGAGGAGUUUUGGGAGAUGUUUGAUGGACAGCUGUACCACAGACUGAGAGAGGAACUAGGCUGUAAAGACGCCUUUCCUGAGGUUUAUGACAAAAUCUGUAAAUCUGCUCGACACUGACCCUCAUCACUGAAACCUGAAUUCAGCUCUGUGUCACAGAUACACCCAAGCACGGUCAGCAAAUCACACCUGCUGACACACUCACUUUUGGGAUGUUUCUACAAAAACAAAAAGUUGUUUUACACAGAAAUACAUCUCAGAAUUUUCUAUGGUGGAAUUAAGCUUCACACACACUAAAACAAGCUAAAACAUUAUAUUUGGUAAUCACACUGUGUCUUAAGAGAGCCUAGCCUUCCUAUCGAUGUGAAACAGGAGCACAAGUAAUGCAGUGCUUUUAAGUCAUGAAUGUAUUCUCUUUUUCAUUUUUCUGUACACAAUGAAUUUAACAUUCAUGUUCUGGUUUCGUGUGCAGCUUGACUCAAAACCUUUUGUGUAACGUGACCUUGUUGAGAGCAUAUUGCACCAAAUGUCUUAUUCUCUCCUUUAAAAAAAAAAAAAUGUGUUAGGCAACAUUUACCUGUUUAACUACCUAACUACACAAGUGCCAUACACUUUGAAAACCUCCUUCUCCUUAGUAACUUAUAAGCUACUAUUUUGAUAGCAAAAUGUGAAAAUAUCACCUGGACUGUAUAAAGGUUGGAUGGCUUAAUUAAAACUCUAUUCUGCAAUAAA
This is a messenger RNA of Lates calcarifer (barramundi perch), 2313 nucleotides long. It is a transcript of the gene dhcr24, whose product is annotated as 24-dehydrocholesterol reductase. Gene Ontology annotation, biological process: steroid metabolic process. Gene Ontology annotation, molecular function: FAD binding; Delta24(24-1) sterol reductase activity. The record is from RefSeq and is a predicted model, not a curated record. The transcript has 9 exons. Lineage: Eukaryota; Metazoa; Chordata; Actinopteri; Centropomidae. Bases 151 to 1701 code for a protein of 516 amino acids. Gene Ontology annotation, cellular component: membrane; cytoplasm.